This is a messenger RNA of Hibiscus syriacus, 480 nucleotides long. RefSeq names its product tubulin-folding cofactor D-like. Bases 58 to 480 code for a protein of 140 amino acids. NCBI's taxonomy places the organism in Eukaryota, Viridiplantae, Streptophyta, Magnoliopsida, Malvales, Malvaceae. The transcript has 5 exons. The record is from RefSeq and is a predicted model, not a curated record. Gene Ontology annotation, biological process: post-chaperonin tubulin folding pathway; microtubule cytoskeleton organization; tubulin complex assembly. Gene Ontology annotation, molecular function: beta-tubulin binding; GTPase activator activity.
UGCGACAGGAUUGUUAUACCCACAUUGAAGACAAUUGAAAUUCUUUUCAGCAAAAGGAUGUUGUUGGAUAUUGAGGCUCAUACUUCGGUUGUCUGUUCCGGUGUUUUGGAUUCCCUGGCGGUUGAAUUGAAAGCGUCAAAGGACUUCUCCAAGUUAUAUGCAGGCAUAGCAAUACUUGGUUACAUUUGUGCAGUUUCCGAUCCCAUCUGCUCCCGUGCCUUUUCUCAUCUUCUCACGCUCCUCACUCAUCGGUACCCUAAGAUUCGCAAAGCUGCUGCGGAACAAGUUUACCUCGUCCUGCUGCAAAACGAGAGUCUGGUGUCGGAGGAAAAUACGAAAAGGUACUCCAAAUUGUUUCAGAAACUUCUUGGGAUGCUAAAAACUACUUCAAAUGUAACAUCAAGCAAAGCUGGUAAGAAGUCAACAACUGUAGAUGAAAAUGAAUCCUACUCUUCAAUAGUUGAGUCCACUGGGUUUUGA